UGCGGGCUGUGGUUCCUUUCCUUCCCUCCCCUUUUCUCUUCAGUGCGUCUCGGUUUUGCCACCAUUUUGUGCUGCAACUGCGGCUUUUCGCCGUUGUUUUUAUCCUGCUUUGCUCCGUGCGUGGGAGUAGAAACAACGGCCCCAUGGCGGAGAGUCAGUCAGCGGCCGGGCAGGGAGAAUCAGCGUCCCUGAGUGGGUCUGGAGCCUCCUGUUCGGAGUCUGAAAACCGGCGGCGGCUGAGCGAGCUGCGCGUCAUAGACUUGCGGGCUGAACUCAAGCGCCGCAAUUUGGACAGCGGUGGCAACAAGAGCGUCCUCAUGGAGCGACUCAGGAAGGCUAUUGAGGAGGAAGGGGGGAAUCCUGAUGAAAUUCCCGUGGUUUCAGAAAAUAUCAUGAAGAAAACUCCAAAAAGAAGCAGCAAAGGACGUAGACCAGAUGAAGAGGGAGUAGAAGAUAAUGGCCUGGAAGAGGAUUCAGGAGAUGGACAGGAGGAUAUUGAAGCAAGUUUGGAUAACUUGCAGGAUAUUGACAUGAUGGAUAUUAGUGUGUUAGAUGAAGCUGAAAUAGAUAAUGGCAAUGUGGUAGAUUGCGGAGAGGAUUACAGUGCUGAUAAUAUUCUUGACUCACUGUCUGAUAGUAAAGAAAAUGCUGAUGCAGAAGUGAAAGAACUUCCAGAUCAGCCUACAGAAUAUGCUGUAGGUAACUUGGAGGCAUCCCCACAAUUUUCAGAAAUUAAAGAAGAAUCAAGAGAAAUACCAGUAGUGAUGGUAGAGGUUGAAGAUGUUGGAAACAGUUUAGAUGCUUCUUCAUCUGAUUUAAACGUAAUAAAGGAAUUUGAAGAGUUACCUUUGGAGCCAG
Molecule: messenger RNA, 858 nt
Organism: Balearica regulorum gibbericeps (East African grey crowned-crane)
Lineage: Eukaryota; Metazoa; Chordata; Aves; Gruiformes; Gruidae
Source: RefSeq, a predicted model, not a curated record